Molecule: messenger RNA, 1608 nt
Organism: Suillus paluster
Lineage: Eukaryota; Fungi; Basidiomycota; Agaricomycetes; Boletales; Suillaceae
Exons: 6
Coding region: 1-1608 (535 amino acids)
Source: RefSeq, a predicted model, not a curated record
AUGUCCACAUCUCAACAUCAUGAUGCUCCAGCACUAUCCUGUGCGGACUGGUUCAAAUUCAAGAAGCACAAGCACUGCACGUUCAGCAAAUGGUCUGUUGGCACCACCCACCACUGUGCCUCGAGGCAGGAGCCAUUCGACUUCUGUCCAGAAUGCUUCUCCUCCAGUGUCCAGACCUGCAGGAGACAUCAAUCAUGCAUGCUCACCGCUUUCCCAGGACCACAACUAUCAGUCGAGCUUCUCAAGGUCAAACUGUUGUUGCUUCUCGGUCCUGCUUCACCAGAUGAAUCACUGGACAAGCCUAUUAGCACUGGCAUGCGGCGUCGCCGGAGAUCUUCUAGCACUGACUGUAACGACCCAUUGAUGUUUACACCUGGACUCACAAAGCAACUCAAGUUGUAUGUAAUGAAAGUUGCUGAAGAGAAAGACGUCGACGAGCAGCACCUCAUGGAUUUCACCGGAGGAAUUGCCUAUAUGCUCAUCGAUAUUAAGGCCACCUUGAUGGUGUUGAGUGCGGUGAACAGAAGGUCUCUCCUCACAGAAUCCAAAGACCUAAUAGAAUCCAAAGAUUUCAAGGUACUUGUGUCUAACGGUAUUAAUCUGUCGCCGACUUCAGACUUAUCAAGCAUGACACAGUCAGGUCUUCACAACUGCCUCACAGCAUGUGUGUUAUCGCCUAAUCUCACCGCAAAUGUCAAUGACACGCUUGAACAUGUCAUGGAAUUUAUCAAGAAGAAUAGUGAGAUAUUCAAGGUCCCAAAGUUCCUGUUUGAAGACAUCGAGCUCACUGCACAAUUAUCAAAACUUGUCAGUGAAGCACUUGCUUGCAUCCACGGCAAUAUAAAGUCUAAGCUGAUGACGUCAAUCUCUAAACGCUCGAGUAUCAUAGACACCGCAAGAUCACUGGCCCAUGGUUGCCUAGAGAUUGAUGUGUCACAUUGGAAUAGAUACGCGUUUUUGUGGCACUGCUUGCGCAUUUUUCUUAUCGGCACUGGUAACCACAAGAACAUACCUCUAAAGGAUAUUUAUUCUCUGUCACUCCUUCCAUCGCUCCACCGAGACCUUCGUGUCAAAGUUGGUAACACACUUGGCAUCGAUGUUGGAUUGGACGACUUCGACCCAGACCCCAUAGCUGAAAGUCCCACUAAUAAAGUCCAUGAGAAUGGUGCAGACAGUAUGGGAGACAUUGAAGGCAGCAUGAAUGGUGCAGAGGCCGGAGAUGAUGGAACUUUUGAUAUCAACCACGAUGGAGACAAUGACGCGGAUGACGAGGAUGACCCUGAGGGAAAUGUGUCUGGCACGGCAGAGAAGUAUGAACUUGACCCCAAUGACUCGGGAUUUGGGGGCAAUGGAAAGCACACCAUUUUCAUGUCAACUAAGUUUUGGAGGUUCGUGGAUGCCUCGCUCGAGGGUGUUCGCAAAAUGGGAAAGGCAGAGGCAGAGAAACUCAACGAUGGAACACCGGUUGAGAAUGUCGUCAGGAACAUCCUGGUCGAAUUUUUCCAGCAGGACCUCGCUGAAUUCCCAGGGAAGAGGACUGUUCCGAAACUUCUUUCCAAUACCAAUCCCCAGUGGCAGAUGAAGAUUCAGACCGAUCUGCUUUGGUGA